Messenger RNA from Nycticebus coucang (slow loris), 2035 nucleotides. RefSeq names its product pleckstrin homology domain containing B1 (gene PLEKHB1). Bases 175 to 849 code for a protein of 224 amino acids. Lineage: Eukaryota; Metazoa; Chordata; Mammalia; Primates; Lorisidae. Gene Ontology annotation, biological process: regulation of cell differentiation. The transcript has 8 exons. The record is from RefSeq and is a predicted model, not a curated record. Gene Ontology annotation, cellular component: membrane.
GGCACAACCCGAAGAGUGAAAUGCCCCAGGGCAGUCUUUCUGGGGCGCACAAAGGCGCAGGCGCAGCGUGUUGGGUGGCAAGCAGGAUCAAGUAGCAGCCGCUUUGGCAGCAGCAUCCGCAACAGGUGUAGACAGGUCCCGCCUGACUCCACCCUGGAAAGUCCUUUUGAAGAAAUGGCCCUGGUGAGGGGCGGCUGGCUAUGGAGACAGAGCUCCAUUCUCCGCCGCUGGAAGCGGAACUGGUUCGCCCUGUGGCUGGAUGGGACACUGGGCUACUAUCAUGAUGAGACAGCACAGGACGAGGAGGACCGUGUGCUCAUCCACUUCAACGUACGCGACAUAAAGAUCGGCCAAGAGUGCCAUGACGUGCAGCCCCCAGAGGGCCGGAGCAGAGAUGGCCUAUUGACAGUGAACCUACGGGAAGGUUCCCGCCUGCACCUUUGCGCAGAGACCCGGGAUGAUGCCAUAGCAUGGAAGACAGCGCUGCUGGAGGCAAGCUCCACCCCGGCCCCAGCUGGAGCCACCGUCCCUCCUAGGAGCCGCCGGGUUUGCCCCAAGGUCAGGUGUGUGUCCUGCUCAUGGAACCCCUGUAAGGUUGAAAGGCGGAUCUGGGUGCGCGUCUACAGUCCAUACCAGGAUUACUACGAGGUGGUGCCCCCCAAUGCACACGAGGCUACAUACGUCCGCAGCUACUACGGACCACCCUAUGCAGGCCCCGGCGUGACACAUGUGAUAGUGCGAGAGGAUCCCUGCUACAGCUCAGGCGCCCCGCUGGCCAUGGGCAUGCUGGCGGGAGCCGCCACUGGCGCGGCACUCGGCUCGCUUAUGUGGUCGCCCUGCUGGUUCUGAGCCCUGGGACUAGGAGCACUGGACCCCGCACAUAGACUGCUAGAAUCCUCUUCCUCCUGGACCCUACCCUUUGCCCUCUACCCUCCAUCCAAGCCCUGUCUCAUUUUGGCCCUUCUCUCUCAUUAGAUCUUUCUGGGCUUGGACUAUUCCUCCCACUAUUCCUACCCUCACUCCCACCCCAGAAGAAGCUAUGAUCCCAGGCACAAACAUCGGUCAAAAUCUUCAUAUCUCCUGCUUGACACCCCAGAAAUCUGAAAAAGAAAAUAUAGAUAAAUUUUCUUCAAACACACUAGGGCACAGCAAAUACAACUUCAUUUGGCUUCAAGUUCCCCAGGCACUGGAGACAUAACAUGAGUUGGGUUGCCUGUUCUGUCCCCAGGGAGCUGCAGGCCUAGUGGGAAAAAUAGGAGUAAACAAACACUUAACAAAACUGCAGAGUUAUUAGUCCUUUGACAAAGACCCACGGAGACAGGGAAUGAGGCAGGUAGGCUGGGACUACGGUUAUUGGCAAGUCUACAGACGUGUGAAUGUCAUGGUAUGUGCAAGAAAUUACAGAGGAGUUUAUUUGGGCUAGGGAGGAGGCAGGGAACAUAUUGUGGGGGGGUCCUAGCCUAAGGAGCUUGCUGGGCGGGUAAAGGGGAGAAGUGAACUUUCUAUGAAGGGAAGUUUCAUGGUUGUGCCUAUAAGGAAUAUAUUGCCUGUUUUAAUACUAACACAUGCCCAUCCCCAAAACACCCCAUCCUUCCCACUAGCAGCUUCUUUGGCCUCCUAUUACCCAUGACAAUUGAGCUGAAAAUGGCAGCUCCUGGUUGGGGGAUAGGUGAGUUGUGUUUGACACUGCCAGCCCUAGGAAGUUGCCUCCAUUAGAAAUUGCCUUUCUGAUCCCAGGAGCUCCGCCCUAUUCCUAGCUGUCCUCAUCUCAAGGCUUUAUCUCUUCCUUAUGUAGGGAAGAUGGCAGUGUUCCUUUCUGGGGCCUGAUCUACCCUGUACUAGCCUGGGAAGCCCCACAUAUACCUGCCUUCAUGUGGCCAUGCAGUUUCCCUGUUUGGUCUUCCCGUCUCUUCCUCCAUCCUAUCCUAAUCACCAGUAGAAAUGCUAACACCACUGCCCAGCAGCCAGAGUAGUGCACUAAAGUUCCCCUGCAAAUGGGGGCUCCAUUGGUUCUACUGCAGAGACUAAUAAAAUG